AACGCCCUGAAAUCUCCGUCGCUGUGACUUCUUGAAGAGGGCGCCCCUGAUUACCGAAUAAGAAGCUUGCUCCUUGGGCCAAUAAGACGCCCUUCAUUCCCGCCGGCUCACUCGUGUCUUGGCCGGAUUCUUCGCGACGCCCUGGUCUCCCUCCUCAAAUUCCAUCAUGAAACACCUCGAUCGUUGGCUAGACCGGAUUACCCGUCAUGCCAAAGAGAUAUUGGAGCCAUCCUCCACGCCUGUUGAGCAGACGGGUCCACCGCCCAAUCAGCAGUAUCACCGUCCUCCGCCGCCAUUACCUCCAGUUGCAACGCCGGUGCUCGCCAGAUCUGGCCCACAGACUGUUUUCGCUCAUUUCAUCGUUGGAAAUGCCGCUGCUAUGACCCCCGAGCAGUGGGAGUCGGACAUUAGAGAGGCACAAAAAGCUCAUAUCGAUGGCUUUGCACUGAACAUUGCUCCCCAGGACAGCUACACCGAUGAUGUCCUCGAGAAAGCGUACUCUGCAGCGGAGAGCGUCGGGAAUUUCUCCCUCUUCCUGUCUUUUGACUAUGGUUCAGGGGGCCCAUGGCCGGCCGAUCGGGUAAUUUCAACGAUCAACACCUACCGGAACCGAAGUGCCCAAUAUCACUAUCAGGGGAAGCCGCUAGUCUCGACAUUUAUAGGGGCUGGUAAUGCAGGCGACUGGCCGUACAUCAAAGGAUCUGCUGAUUGCUUCUUUAUGCCAUCCUGGCCCGAUAUGGGGCCGGCAAGACUCAGGGAUUACCUGGACAUCAUUGACGGCGUUUUCAGUUGGGAUGCCUGGCCGGUGGGGGCGCAGAACAAAAACGUGACGAGCGAUCGCGAAUGGAUGCAUGCCCUUUCUGGGAAGCCGUACAUGAUGCCUGUCUCUCCCUGGUUCUACACCAAUUUACCCCAGUGGAACAAGAAUUGGCUAUGGCGCGGGGACGAUUUGUGGCAUAUACGGUGGGAGCAAGUCAUGAACUUGCAGCCGGCCUUUGUUCAGAUUAUUAGUUGGAAUGAUUACGGCGAAUCCCACUAUAUAGGGCCGAUCUACGAACCCGGGAUGCCUGACGGAUCUUCCAAGUACGUCUUGGAUUGCCCGCACGAUGCGUGGCGAGCUCUGCUGCCUCACUACAUCGCCGCCUAUCGAGGGUCCGGGAUGAAUAGUAUGUACCAGGCGAAUCAGACACUGCCUUUGGAGGAUAAGAUGGUUUAUUGGUAUCGCUUAAAUCCGAGUUAUGCUGGGAGUGCCAACGGCACGACGGGCAAUGAUCCUAAUGUGGGCCAGGAGGUGAUGCCACCGAAUGAAGUUGCCCAGGACCGAGUAUUCGUCAGUGCUACUGUUAAAGAUGCCUGUGAGAUAUACGUCCAGAUCGGAUAUUGCGAACCUACAAUUCUUCAGGCGUCUGGUCCGGGAAUCCAUCACUUUUCGGUGCCGUUCAACGGGCAAACGGGGCCGGUGCGGAUAGUGAUGGUCCGGAAUGGCUAUGAGGUUGCAGUUGCCGUUGGACCAGCGAUCACGGAUGACUGCAAGGAUGGCAAUGUCAAUUGGAACGCCUCCAUGGCCAAGAAGAACAUCAUGGGCCUCCGUGAGGCCGCUAUGGCCUAUCGUCCCAGCUCGUCCGGCCACCUCCCCGACCCGGUCCAGGACUACUCUCCAGUCUCUCCUGCUCCCACCGCGCAACCUACUGCGGGACCGGGGUCCGUUAACCCAGAUGACUAUGCGAAACCGUACUGCGAGUUUAUGACGGCGAACCCGACCAUCUUCCAUGCUGUUGACGGCUUCACCAAACAGCUGGAAAGCAAAGGAUACAAGCGCCUGCCCGAGCGCGAAGCGUGGACCUCCAAGCUUGAACGCGGCGGGAAAUAUUACUGCACUCGGAACUCCAGCGCGUUUAUCGCGUUCUCCAUUGGCAAGGAUUACAAGAGUGGAAACGGUAUGGCUAUCGUGGCCGGUCACAUUGACGCCCUCACCGCCAAGUUGAAGCCCGUGUCCAAGCUCCCCACAAAGGCCGGCUUUCAGCAGCUCGGGGUUGCCCCAUAUGCAGGUGCUCUGAAUGAGACUUGGUGGGAUCGGGAUCUAUCUAUUGGUGGCCGUGUUUUGGUCCGGGACCCUAGCAGCGGAAAGGUCGAGUCCAAGUUGGUCAAGCUGGACUGGCCGAUCGCCCGUAUUCCCACCCUUGCACCGCACUUCGGCGCGCCAUCCCAGGGCCCCUUCAACAAGGAGACGCAGAUGGUACCUGUGAUUGGCGUGGACAACUCCGACCUCUUCCAGCAGCAAACGUCGUCCACUACAAGCCCCUUCGCGGCGGGCUCAUUUGCCUCUACGCAGCCGGAGAAGCUCGUCAAGGUCAUCUCCAAAGAAUUGGGCAUUACGGACUACAACACCAUUCUCAACUGGGAACUGGAACUCUAUGACAGUCAGCCAGCGCAGCUGGGUGGUCUGGAGAAGGACCUGAUCUUUGCGGGGCGGAUUGAUGACAAGCUAUGCUGCUACGCGGCUCAGGAGGCUCUGAUCGCCUCGCCGGACAGCACAUCCCCGGGAUCGGUGAAGAUGGUCGGUAUGUUUGACGACGAGGAGAUUGGCAGUUUGCUCCGCCAGGGUGCUCGGUCCAACUUUAUGAGCAGCGUGAUGGAGCGUAUCGCCGAGGCCUUCGCUCCGAGCUAUGGACCCAACGUGCUGGCGCAGACCGUGGCCAACAGCUUCUUUGUCUCCUCGGACGUCAUUCAUGCGGUUAACCCCAACUUCCUCAACGUGUACCUGGAGAACCAUGCCCCGCGCUUGAACGUCGGCGUGUCCGUCUCCGCCGACUCGAACGGACACAUGACGACGGACAGUGUGAGCCAUGCUUUCAUGAAGCGUGUCGCUGAGCGCUGCGGCUCAACCCUGCAGGUCUUCCAGAUUCGCAAUGAUUCCCGCAGCGGCGGCACUAUCGGGCCCAUGACCAGCUCCCGGAUUGGCAUGCGGGCAAUUGAUGUGGGCAUUCCUCAGCUCAGUAUGCACAGUAUCAGGGCGACGACGGGCAGUCGGGACCCUGGUCUGGGAGUGCAGCUGUUUAAGGGUUUCUUCGACUACUUUGAGGAGAUUGACAAGGAGUUUGCUGACUUUUAGACAUGUUGUACUUUGAUGAUAGUCUAGAUAUAGAUUCCCAAUGCUAUGUGUAGUGCUUCAAAUUCGAG
Messenger RNA from Aspergillus costaricaensis CBS 115574, 3180 nucleotides. RefSeq lists its product as uncharacterized. NCBI's taxonomy places the organism in Eukaryota, Fungi, Ascomycota, Eurotiomycetes, Eurotiales, Aspergillaceae. The record is from RefSeq and is a predicted model, not a curated record. The coding region runs from base 167 to 3112 and encodes 981 amino acids. Gene Ontology annotation, molecular function: glucan endo-1,3-alpha-glucosidase activity; metalloaminopeptidase activity; zinc ion binding. Gene Ontology annotation, biological process: proteolysis. The transcript is spliced from 5 exons. Gene Ontology annotation, cellular component: fungal-type vacuole.